UCUUACUGGAUGGGGUGUUGGGACAGGGAUUAGAGCUGACUUCACACUCUUUUCCUCAGAAUGGAUUUGUAGGCGUUUGGUGGCACCUGAUACCUGGGCUUCUCUCUUCACCCAGGUUCAUCCAUGACCCCUCCACACAGGAGGCCCCAUUCCAGACGGCUGCAGUCUGGCUCUCAACAGUUCAGGGCCCAUCUCUACUCUGUGGAAGCACACACAGCUCCCACGACCCUUUGCUGCUGGAAGAACUCCCUUUCAGGUGCAAACGCAUUGAGAGGCCCCAAGCUGGUGUCUGGCGAGACUGGGGGAACUGUCACCAUCCGUUGCCAUUAUGCCCCCACCUCAGUCAACAGGCAUCAAAGAAAAUACUGGUGCCGCCUGGGGCCUCCAUUGUGGAUCUGCUACACCAUCGUGUCCACCAACCAAUACACUCACCACGACUACCGCGGGCGUGUGGCUCUCACCGACGUUCCACAGAGUGGUUUGUUCAUGGUGAGGCUGCUCCAGCUGUCCCUAGGUGACACGGGACUUUACCGCUGUGGCAUUGGAGACCGAAACGACAUGCUGUUCUUCAGCGUGAAUCUGACUGUGUCUGCAGGCCCUUCCAACACAACCUAUGCAGCAGCUCCAGCUUCUAGUGAGCCCAUCACAGCAUCUCCUCGGACAGCAUCUUCAGCAGCUAACAGAUGGACCUCAGGAGUCACCCAGGUCCUAGACGGCCGAGGUUCAGAAUGGGACAGAUCAGCUCCAACCACAGGUACAAGCAAAACUACAUCUUCUACCAACGGAAGACAAACCUUAACAACAGCCAGAACAAUGGUUCCAGGGACAAGCAGCAGAGAGGAGGGCUCUGUCAAGGUGGCGGUCUCCACGCCAGAGGGUCCAGCUCCAAAAUCAGGGAGUCUGUUCAGUACAACACAGGGUGUCUGGGUGUGGAGCACCAGGAACUCAGUAACAACUGGUGCUACCACGAGUGAGGGUAGGAAGCAAGGCACAACCCCAGAGACUGAUGGGCCUCGAGAGGAAACAAAUGUCAGCACGUCUCCAGAUGCACCCAGGGAGACCACAGGAACCACAAGGCCGUCGGUCCUGAUCUCAGAGCAUGGGACCUGGGAAACUCUCCAAGAUGAAACGAAGGUUUCUAAGCAACAAAUGCUGUACUCCCUGGAGGGGUCAUCGCCAGCUCCAAGUGCACAGACCUUGAAUGCUACAUGUAUGGAAGGAAGAACUGAUGGGAACCUAGGAAACACUCCUGAAGAAAGCAGCCCCUCGACACCAAGCCAGCUCUCAGCAGCAGGCCCUAUGUGGGUUUCAGGCAAAGGGUCAUCCAUGAAGAGUACUUUUACAGAAAGAGAAAGCGACUCUCGGAUCCUGACUCCAGUCUCCAUUGUGCUGGCCCUGCUUCUAAUUGCUGCUCUGGUCCUGCUGAAAAGGAGACUCGGGGGAGAGAGGACCUCUCAGAAGACAGAAAGGGUGCCAAGGAUCACGCUAAUUCAGAUGACACAUUUCCCACCGGAUAAGCUCCCUGGAGAGGGUAAGAACUUGCAGCAGAGUGACCUUCCUACCCGAGCCAGCCUGACCGUCCUGGAGAAGGACCCAGGACUCUGAGGAUGGGAAGGUAAAGAACUCGGUCACCAUGGAGGGAGGACCAAGCCGGAUAGCUCCAUGGCUUCUUCAUCCCCUUCUUGUUUUCCUCCACCUACAUGAAGCUAACUGAGUUCAAUCUCCACCUGGAGUCACGGGGGGCUACCAGUUUGGGUCUCAGACAACCAGGCAUUCUCCAAAGUGGCGCUGUCACUGCUGCCUCUGGGCACCCUCCCUUCUCUCUACCCAUUAAUACUCAGCCUGCUGCUCACGUUAACAGCAUUCUCCUAUACCAGGCUCGCCCAAGCAAGCACAGCCAUAGCUCCUUAAGGACUGUAAUUGUACUUCAUCUAUUUCACUACAUCUCUAGUGGGACUUCAGCAAAUUAAACACCCAUGGCUGUUUGGCUGGGGAUGGCAUGGAUUUGGUGGACACUGAAGAUCCUCCUGGCAGGAGGUCUGAACACCCAAGGGCCUUCAUUUGUUUUUUUGGGGGGAUUCAUUAGACAAUUG
Rattus rattus (black rat) is the source of this 2093-nucleotide messenger RNA. It is a transcript of the gene Fcamr, whose product is annotated as Fc fragment of IgA and IgM receptor. Gene Ontology annotation, molecular function: transmembrane signaling receptor activity. The transcript has 5 exons. The coding region runs from base 124 to 1605 and encodes 493 amino acids. Lineage: Eukaryota; Metazoa; Chordata; Mammalia; Rodentia; Muridae. Gene Ontology annotation, cellular component: plasma membrane. The record is from RefSeq and is a predicted model, not a curated record.